Rattus norvegicus (Norway rat) is the source of this 7147-nucleotide messenger RNA. The record is from RefSeq and is a predicted model, not a curated record. Lineage: Eukaryota; Metazoa; Chordata; Mammalia; Rodentia; Muridae.
GUGGACGGGCGGCCGCCCGGAGCGCUUGCUGCAGCCGGAGCGGAGUGCGGCGAGCGCGACGAGCGCGGCGCGGGCGGCGGUCCAUGGCCCCGACGGGAGGCGCGCCGCCCGCACCCGCAGCUCGGCGUCCGGCCUGACCGGACCGCGCCGCGCAGCCAACCGGUCCUCGGCUUGGGCUUGGCUUGCAGAUCUUCUUCAUGGAAGCGAUGUCUCCGCAGCAGGAUGCUCUAGGGGCGCAGCCGGGGCGCUCCUCCUCGCUGACAGGCAUGUCUCGCAUCGCGGGAGGCCCUGGCACCAAGAAGAAAAUGAAAACGCUAGCAGAAAGGAGGAGAAGCGCCCCAUCCCUCAUCCUGGACAAAGCCUUACAGAAGCGGCCGAGCACCAGAGACAGCCAUUCUGCCAGCAUUGACACGUGUGCGUUUCUGUCGUCGUUCAUGUGCUCCAGUCGGACUCUGCUGAUUGAUGGUCCAGUGGAACUUAAACGAGGCCUGCAGAGGCAGGAGAGGCAUCUUUUCCUAUUCAACGAUCUGUUUGUCUCGGCCAAAAUCAAAUAUAACAACAAUUUUAAGAUAAAGAAUAAAGUAAAGCUGGCCGACAUGUGGACAGCUAGCUGUGUGGAUGAAGUCGGGGAAGGCAACACAAACGCUCUGAAGUCCUUUGUCCUGGGCUGGCCCACAGUGAACUUCGUGGCCACUUUCAGUUCUCCAGAACAAAAGGACAAAUGGCUCUCUCUCCUUCAGAGAUACAUCGCUCUAGAAAAGGAAAAAGACUACCCGAAGAGCAUCCCCCUCAAAAUCUUCGCCAAGGACAUUGGGAAUUGCGCCUAUUUCAAAACUAUAUCAGUCAUGAACUCAGACACAGCGAGUGAAGUCAUCAACAUGUCCCUGCAAAUGUUAGGGAUAACUGGCUCCGAGAGAGAUUACCAACUAUGGGUAAAUUCUGGAAAAGAAGCGGCACCAUACCCACUCAUUGGACACGAGUAUCCUUAUGGGAUCAAAAUGAGCCAUCUCCGAGACACUGCCCUUCUGACGCAGGGAUCAAAAGACUCCGCCAGCCCAUCCCAGCUCCAGGAGCCUUUCCUCAUGGAGCAGCUGCCCCGAGAGAUGCAAUGCCAGUUCAUCCUGAAACCUACCCGCCUGGCGACAGCCCAGCAGCUGAGUGAUUCCAGCCAUAAGACAUAUAAGAGGAGGCGCUCCAUCAUCAACUGGGCUUUCUGGCGGGGCUCUAGCACACACCUGGACAAUCUGCCCGUGUCACCAACAUCCCCUAUGCCAGGGCAGCUCUUUGGAGUUUCUUUACCAGAUAUUUGCGAGAACGACAAUCUGCCAAAGCCCAUCUUGGACAUGCUCUCCUUUCUUAACCAAAAAGGCCCCCUCACGAAGGGCAUCUUCAGGCAGUCGGCCAACAUGAAGUCUUGCCGAGAGCUAAAGGAGAAACUGAAUUCUGGAAUUGAAGUCCACCUCGACUGUGAAUCCAUCUUUGUGAUAGCAUCCGUGUUGAAGGAUUUUCUGAGAAAUAUCCCAGAAAGUAUAUUUUCAUCAGAUCUGUAUGAUCACUGGGUCUGUGUAAUGGAUCAAGGAAAUGAUGAAGAAAAAAUAAAUACAAUUCAAAGGCUAUUAGAUCAGCUUCCCAGAGCCAAUGUUGUUUUCCUAAGGUAUCUGUUUGGGGUAUUACACAACAUUGAACAACAUUCCUUAUCUAAUCAGAUGACUGCAUUUAACUUAGCAGUGUGUAUCGCUCCAAGCAUUCUUUGGCCUCCUGCUUCCUCCAGUCCAGAGCUAGAAAAUGAAUUUACAAAAAAGGUUUCUCUCCUUAUACAAUUUCUGAUUGAAAAUUGCUGUAGGAUAUUUGGAGAAGAAAUCACUUCUCUCUUGGGGGAGCUUUCUGAGAGAAGCGACAGAGAACACACCCCAGAUACGUCUUGCUUCCAGUUGAACGACUCCUCCUAUGACAGCUUAGAAAACGAGCUCAAUGAGGAUGCCGAUGCCCCGUGCAGCGACCUGGUCAAACGGCUCGGCCAGGGUAGCAGGAGCAUGGACUCAGUCUUAACCCUCAGUGACUAUGACCUUGAACCGCCCGAAGCGGAAGGCCUUUUAACCCUGAGCAACUUUGACUUAGAUCAGUCUAAAGAGGAGCACAUUCGAACGAAACAACCCCUGGAGACCAAGCCGGUGAGUGUUUUCGUAGCCUACAGGAAGGUUUCACUGGGGGAGCAUACUAGGGCCCCCGAUGGCCCCGGUACACCCAGCUGCCUGCCUGCAACUGCCUCAGAUGCCCGGAAAGUCUUUCGGCGGCACCGGCGCUCCUCAGAGCCCAGCAUUGACUAUCUAGACGCAAAGCUUUCCUAUCUCCGGGAGUUUUACCAGAAGAAGUUACGCAAGUCCAGCUGUGAUGCCGUGCUCUCUAGAAAGGAUGAGGAUUACCUGAAGCAGACCCAGCCUCAGAAGAAAGGGGAUCAGAGGUGUUUUAAACAGAGCUCAGUGACGGGCACUGACGUCAGCAAGAGGAACACUGCUAAUGAAAACAUUAAGAAGAAAAGCUUGUCUGGUCAUGAAGGAAUUCAAGAGACACCUUUCACUAAGUCCAAGCCAGUGGCCAUUUCUGUGGCAUCUUACAUGUCCUCCCAGGACCAUUCCUGGGAGCAGCCCUUUGAAGCAGAUGCAUGCAGGUUCUCCCCACCACACAUAGCAGAUGCCCAGAAGAGCUCACGGGCGCAUCGGCGCUGUUCCGAACCCAGCAUCGAUGACCAGAACUACAAGCUGUCCUAUCUCAGGGGGGUCUACUCAAAGAAGCAAAGUAAAACCAGCUGUGAGGCUGGCCUCUUGCAUGGCGAAGAGGAUUAUCUCAAAAGGCAUAAGUCUUUGCAAAUGGAGGGGCAAAAGCUCAUUAAUCAGAGUUUGGUCAUGGGGAUUGAGGUGGGCAAGAGCAGCAGCAGCACAAACCAAAGUACUGAGAAGGUUUUGCCCCCAAGACUAAACCUUUGCCCAAGGGCUAGCUAUUCCAGUUUAUCUUCCCCCGGCACAUCCCCGUCAGGUUCCUCGGUAAGCUCCCAGGACAGUGCUUUCUCUCAGAUCUCUGAACACUCGGUGUUUACACCCACAGAAACUUCCUCUCCAAUAGAUUGCACUUUUCGGGCUCAGAGAAAACAGGAAGAGCUUUCUUCAGACUGUGACAGUCCCAGCCUCGUUUCUGGAAUGCCGGGUCCCUCCACGGGGCAGGCCAGCAGCCACCUAGCUUAUUUAAGAAAGGGUACCACAGAGCAGCUACCACAAAUGCAUUCUGUAACUCUUCACCCCAGCACAUGGUUGAGAAGCGGCUUGGUCACUUUAAAAAACUGGUCCCUCAAAAAGAAAACAAAAGCAGCCAGACCCGAGGACAGAAAAGACUGUUCCUUAAAAGAACCUCUGGAAUUACCUGCAUGUGCUGCUGGGACCCCAGAGGCUGACUCUCUACAAGAGAGCCAGGAGGACAUACACCUAGGGGUAGAUGAAGGAGCUGGGCAAACUGCCUGUGGGCUCAGCUCUUAUGCCUGUCAGGACUCAGAGCAACACGCCAGCUCCCCGUUCUGCCUGGCAGGAAGCAGACUCACGCUUGGUAUGAAGUUGCACGAGGGAGAGGAGAGUGGAGGGCAGUACCCUUGUGAUAACCCUUGGGAAGGAGCCCCUUCAGGUCUGGAGACCUCAGAGGAUGCAGCCAACACAGGUGUGGAACCUGCGACAGUUUGCAAUGACGGGGACAGACAUUAACCAAAGACCACUGCCUACAAUAAGAAUCUGCUAUCAAAACAACCUGAAGUCUUUAAGGACAGGGACUGGGCCAAUAAAAACACAGACAGUAAUGAGAUAACCCCGCCUGUAAGGCACCUGGGAUAGGUAGCACAAGGACAAUCAUUGCUAACGUGGCAGUUUCUUUGAUGCAGUUACAUGGCAAAACCCUGUCGAGAUGUUUCAUGAUCUUAAAGUUGUGAAAGGCUUUUCCUAUUAAAGCAUGGGUUGAGUUCCUUUUCUGAGAUUUUAAGAUACUGACAGAAGGGUAGAGGGAGUGUUCUCUGUAGGAGAAGCCUCCUCGUGUCAGCCAUCUGAGAGUUGGGGUGUCUUGAGAGGAUCAGAAUACCUUAAAUGCAGCAUCUGUGACACAUAGAGAGGAGUGGCAGAGAGAAGACAUCGUUAAGCCCAGGGAAUAAGAAAAGGGGCCACUGAACCACUCGGAAAAGCAUGUAGGUUCACUAAGGAAAUCAUGUGAAGCCUGUCCCUGAAGCCAAGUCAGUGGCCAUUUCUGUGGCUGUUCUUAGUCACGUCACUCAUCUUCACUGGGUCAUUUUAGGGACCAGCUCUGGUGAUAAAGGCAGAGUGAAGGAAACUAGCGGGCAAAGAGCCAGGAGUGCCGGUACAGCUCGGUCGGUUGGUUGGUUGGUUGUUGUUGGUGGUGGUGGUGGUGUUUUACUGUUAGGGUUGAGGCGUUCACAUAUAUCUUUCAGAAAUGAAGAUAUAAAGACAAGGAAGGGUUUGCCCAUUUCAGUGUCCUUCCCACAGUCCCUAUGCAGCAAGCCUGUGUUCUGGGAAUGUAACUUAUCCCUACUUAAAGGAACCUGCUGACAGCACGUGCUCUAGCAGCACAGAAGAACAGCCACGUGAGAAUUGGAGACAUUAAUCUCAAGGUCAGUUUCCUCUGGCUGACUAAUCUCAGAGGCAAGACUUCAGAGAAACAAGAGAUGCCGGUAUUGGUAUCAACAUCCAUGCGAUUGUGUCGUGCUGACACCGUGUCAGUAAGCAAAGCUGUGCAGAGAUGCGUCCAGAUCAGGAAGCUGGGUCCUACAAUAUAUAGGCUAUCACAGAAAAUGGCCGCUGGCUUAGACUUAGUGGCCAGUUACCCUGUGAAACUCCUCUCUGUAAGUGACACUUCUCUCAUUUUGAAAAGUGGCAGUUCCCCGCAACAGCACCCCCUUCUUUGUUCCACAGGCAGUAUUUAUCAAUACGUCAUCUCUGUGGAAACAUUUCACUGCAGCCCUGCUCUCUGUUAGAUUACAGUCAGGCAGGAGGAGAUAAGGGACGGCUGUUAAUUAGUCUUUCAUCCCACAAGAUUGUUAUUGAUUAGAGAUUGGCAGCCUGUAAGAGGUUAUUGAGUGGGACACACAACGAAGUUGCUGUCUCUGGUGGCCACUGCCUUUUGGAUUUUUUUGAAGUUCUCCACUUUUCCCAAAUGACUUGUGGUUUAUAAAUACUAAAGUUUAGACCCUGGCAGUUUAUCAUAAACCUUUGUCCUCCCUCUUCACCUUCUAGGCUACGUCAGGAUGUCUCCUUCCCUAGCCAGAAUGAAAUGGAAGGAUACGCCCUAAGAUAGAUGCGCAUUUGAGAUACUCACCUAUUAGAAGUUUCCUAGACUCUAUGUGAUCUCUUGAAUCCCUGUAAAAAAAAAAAUCCACUCAAAAACUAGCUUAUCCCAAAUUAUUAUUCCUACCAGUCCCCAGGAAACUCGUGGUAGACGUUCCCUUCUCCUAAACAUCACAUUGUCAGUUACAGGAUAAGGACUUGUCUCAGUAUUGUUAUUGAAGUGCCACCUACCUCUCGGGCAUGGCCCUGUCAGCCCUAAUCAUCAUUACCUUAAAACUGUGUCCAGUGAGCUCCUUUAUGAUACUUGGCAAUCCCAGCCAGAUGCAACCAACCACUUCCAUAUGGAGAGCCCUACAUAUCCAUAUGGAUCUUUUGGGGGAUUAGUGUAUAGAGUUGGCAGGUCAAACUCUUCCCCUUAGAGCAUACUACUGUCAGAACUGCAAGAUGUGAAUGAAGAUCUCAUGGCUUAGAUGGCCUCUCUGUAAGAUGUGUCUCCUGAACCAACGAAGUGUCCUGGCUUUUUUCUAACCCCACACCUACCCAUUUCGUAAUGGCCAGUAGAAAAUCAUCCACCGGUUUGAAGCAUAGAAGAAAAUAGUUGGUAAGGUUCCCCACCAGCCCUGCUGGCUCUGUUCCUUAGAUGCUCCCCCAUGAUACCUAAUGUGAAUAGUCUGUUAAUAUUGCUGUAAAGUAUUGUAUGAUUUGAAGACAGACAUGUCAUUUUAUUAGACUCCAUCAAUCUAUAAUAUAUUAGACUGAUUCUUUAUCUCAAAUGCUAUGAGUUUGUAUAAUAUAUCUUGACAAAUUUUAUUACCGUGUUAUGUAACAAAUGUGUAUUUUUGUACCUUGCAGAAACUGCUGCUAACUUUUAAAAAUUGUUUGGUUUUCAAAGCACUGAAAAUGGACGCGUACGGAGUCCAUGCUGUCAAAUAAAAUGCCACCCUGCAGUUACCAGUCCCACAGAGAAACACUGCGGAGAAUUCUUCUGUUCAGCAAACCUGAGCUCCCUUUGAGUUGACCAUUUCAUACACAAUGAGUUGUGGCCUUAAGUUUUUACUCAUAGUUUUUCUAGGGGGAAAAGGAGUGAAAUUGUCUUUUUCCUUUUUAUACUUUUAAAUCUCGUUUACCAAACAAGUCAUGUUUUAUACCUAACAGUCCCCCUUUUGUCAGAAAUUGUGUCUAUUCAGUGUAACCCCUGGAGCAAUGUGGACUAGUUUGUCCACAUACCAAACGAAAGAACAGCUCACUUUGGUUGUGUGUAUGAGAUUUUCUCUCACAGUUAGGCCAUUCUGAUGAAAGAACCAAGUUGACUUUAUACACACACCAAGAUAUCUGUUCUUUGAGGUAACCUGUGAUGUAUGACAGUUUCUCAUGACUACUAUAUCUUUGAUUUCUUGAGGUUUAUCGAGUGGUCUCUGCAUAAAUUUAGCCACUGUUUCAAAGGGAUCCAGAACCUAGAAAAACUAGAUUGGCUCCAGCUAGGUAGAAAGGACAAAUCCACUUUCUCAAGUGUUACUGAUUGUAUUUCUAUAGUGCGCGUACGCACACACACACACACACACACACACACACACACACACACACACACACACACAGACACACUAAAUUCUAUCCAGAUUUUGGAGAAAUAAAUUACUUUUAAUGAGGACUCGAUCUAAUGUUAAUAACUGUCUUCUUAAUAGCCUACACUUAGCAGGUCAUAACACUGAAUCAAAAGGUUUUAAUUUGUCAACCCAAGAACAAGCUUCUUCUGUUUUUUCUUUUUUUAAUUACUCCCAGUAAGUUUUAUACUGUGAAUAAUAAAUUUGGGUAAAGCA